AUGGGCACAGCAGGGGCGGACAGCUCGGCUGCAUCAUCCUCAAGCGACUCGGUGUCGUCUCUAAACUCGCAGCUGCAAAGCCAUGGCUGGACGAAACGACCUCUCAACCUCGAGGCCCUGUCCGAGCGUGAUCUUGGGGACGUCGUUGCCGUAUUCUUUGAGCUGCUGGGGUCUUCGAUUUCAAAUACAGAAAACCUCGAGGCUCUGUCAGGCCGUCAUCGAACGUUACAAUACGAGUUUGAGCGUACGCAGAAAGCUCUGGCUGCUUCGCAAGCGGCACAACGAAGAGCAGAGUUAGAGACGGCAGGAUGGAGAAACAGAGUCGCUGAGCUGGAGAGGAGGGUCCUCAUUGAGGAGGGGAAGUUUCGGGAGAUGCGGGAAGAAGCGAGCAGGGGCAGGAAAGCGCUAGAAGGGGUCAGAAUAGCUGCCGGUCAUGACGCGAAGAAGAUGCAGCUCAAGCUGGAUCAAGCGAACGCCAAGCUUGUGAAGCUAGCAAACGAUUCUUCGAUCUUGACCAGGUCAGGUAGAAUCGUCGUACUGAACCCAAUACAGUACUCACGCUCGCAACCCCUGGCUGUCGGUCAAGAUCCACUACUGGAAGCAUCAUUACGGGAUCUGGCAGAGAUACGACAAGGGUUGGAGGAAGAGACGGAGGCGUUCCGACAUGUUGUCGUGUCCACCGCCAACCUGCUGCGGGAGGCCAUGGCGGUCGCAUCGGGGAGCGAGGCUCCUCAACGACUACAGCACGCCCAUUUCUUCGCUGCCUCCACAUCGAACCGUCCAUCAUCAUCCUCUCACUCGGCCCCAUCUGGAUCUCAUCCUCAGAUCGCAUACGACCGCCUACAAUCCCUCAUUUCGACCCUUCGUUCCAAGCUUGAAGCCAAGAUCAUCCGCAUACCAGUCGGCGAUGGAGCGCCCUUGAAUCCAGACGCAGUUGAGGCAUUGGCGAGGGCAGAACGGGAGAGGGAGAAGGAGGGUCAGGAUCUGCUGGAUCGAGUGAAGGAUCUGGAGAUUGAGGUGGAGUGUGUCCGGGCGAGGGAGGAGGAGGCGAAGAAGAGCUUGGACGAGUAUGUCAAGGCGCAGAUGCAAGAAACGAUGGAGAAGGCAUCAGAGAGGGAGAAUGAUGCUACGGAUCUCAUUGGCAUACUAAAGGAGAGAGAGAAGCUGGAGGAUGAGCGUAGGAAUAUGGUUGAUGCUAUGGGCAGACUGGGCAAGGAGAAGCGGGUCUUUGAGCGCGAACGGCAGGCUUUCGAAGAGGAGCGCCGUCGGGUAGACGUCGACGAUAUCAUCGCUCGCUUACCAUCAACACCUUCCGGUGACUGUGUUGCCUCCUCGUCGUCCCAAAUGGGGAUCGCCAGUAUUCCGACACCUAACCUCACCGAAUCAUCCAGCUCUUCCAGCUCGUCCAUCGAGUCACCACCCACUAUCGACUCCUACGUCCUCCCAGCUCUCCCUGCAUGGACGACCCACCGCCCGCACUCCCCAUCACCUCUAUCUCCGCACAAGCCUCGAACACCCAAAGCCCAUAUCGCAAAAUCGAAACGCGGCAAAACACCCCUCUCGCGCCUAGUGCUCGAAAAGGCCGUGCGGCGGAAAAGCCAGGGUCUAUCCGCAGAUCAGAUCUCGUCCGCUAUGGCGCCCCAUCGAGAGGCACUGGGUGAGGGGAGUAAGCGGGCGAAUGCUGCCCCGGGUGUUGUGCGGCCGGAGGUACUGAGCAAGUCGAUCAAGGGGAAAGAGAAGGCUGGGAGUGGAGCGGGUGGCAUGGGCGCGAGGGACAGAUUGAUGGCGUCGACGCGGGCGACGGAGGCGAAGAGGCUAGGCGUAUCAACGAGUGCAAGAGAAGGAUUAGGUGUGUCUCAGAGGAAAUCUGAGGGACCUGCGAGUAGCGGGAGAGGGUCGGAUCCAGCGGAAUUAAGAGGAAAGGGGAAGGCGGUAUGGCGAUAA
Dioszegia hungarica is the source of this 1944-nucleotide messenger RNA. RefSeq names its product Afadin and alpha-actinin-binding-domain-containing protein. The record is from RefSeq and is a predicted model, not a curated record. NCBI's taxonomy places the organism in Eukaryota, Fungi, Basidiomycota, Tremellomycetes, Tremellales, Bulleribasidiaceae. The transcript has 7 exons. Bases 1 to 1944 code for a protein of 647 amino acids.